This is a messenger RNA of Rotaria sp. Silwood2, 321 nucleotides long. The record is from the annotation of a GenBank genome assembly. Lineage: Eukaryota; Metazoa; Rotifera; Eurotatoria; Philodinida; Philodinidae.
AUGAUUAACGGAGAAAAUUCUUUGUUCAUUACUUGGAAUGAUUUUUCAUACAAACGAUAUCGAUUAAUUACUGAUCAUCAACCGGGUGGAUGGAAGCCGUAUGCAUCCAAAAAAGAUACUGAACUUUUCGAACGAGGCCAAAUAGGAAAUGAUGAACUUAAAAUCAUACCGGUGACAUUACAAUCCCAUCGAUCAUGGUAUUUAGAAGAAUGGUACUAUUUUUUUCGGUUGCUAGAAAGUGAUUUUGUUCAAAUUGGCUGGGAAAUAACUGGAUUUAAUUCGAGUAUAACAAUUGAAAUUGCUAAUGAUAAAUAUUCGUGA